CUGUCACGUGUUCUUAUUAGGGUCACUUAGUACUCCAUCCGCAUCCACGAUGUCCCGCCCACAGGAUGACCGCAACCAGGAGGCGACCGUGUACCUGGGAAAUCUCGAUGAACGGUGUACGGACGCUCUCGUCUGGGAGCUCAUGCUGCAAGCGGGUCCAGUUGUGAACGUUCACCUGCCCAAGGACCGUGUAUCAAUGACCCAUCAGGGUUACGGGUUCUGUGAAUUCUCGACCGAGGAGGAUGCAGAAUAUGCGUGCAAAAUUAUGAAUCAAAUCAAGCUUUGGGGUAAACCGAUACGCGUCAACAAGGCUUCGUCUGACAAAAAACAACUGGACGUCGGUGCCAAUCUCUUUGUUGGAAAUUUGGACGAGAACGUCGAUGAAAGGCUCUUGUAUGACACGUUUAGUGCGUUUGGAUUGAUGGCCACGACAGCCAAGAUUGCACGGGACCCGCAGACCGGACAGUCAAAAGGCUACGGAUUCGUCGCGUAUACAGAUUUCGAAUCGUCGGACGCCGCCAUCGAAGCGAUGAACGGUCAAUUCCUGAUGAACAAACGCAUUACCGUUCAAUACGCCUUUAAAAAAGAUGGCAAAGGCGAGCGACACGGGACAGCCGCUGAACGUCUCCUUGCUGCCCAAGCACGUAAGAACAAUGCGUUACCGGUUAGUGCGCGACCACCACCGGCGCCGAUGGGCGCUUUUGGGGCUCGGCCGCCUGUACCAGGAUUCCAAGGACCGUAUCAGGGUCAGUUCGCGGGAGCAUUGGCGCAGCCACCACCUCCGCCUGGGUUUACGCCUCAAUCCACACAAGCGAUGGGCGUACCGAUGGGGAUGCCACCUCCACCCCCACCUCCGAACAUGGGGAUGUUCCCACCUGGCGGGUUUGCUCCUCCCCCACCGCCUCCUGGAUUUGUUCCCGGGCCUGGUAUGCCGCCACCGCCCAUGCAGUUCCAGUAGUAGUGUUUAGUCUUCUUUCGUACUGCAAUGCAGUGUUGACCUGUAGUUGGAGAGCGUUCCCUAAGGCUUCGUAGUUGACAUUCCCUUAAUUGCUCAUGAAUUACCUCUGAACAAAGAGCCUCGUCCGAUAUCUACGAUCCUGAAUUUAACACUAAGUAGUGCUGCACCCCUACUUGACGGCAUGUGUAUUACUCGAGUUCCUACCCCGGC
Pisolithus orientalis is the source of this 1168-nucleotide messenger RNA. RefSeq lists its product as uncharacterized. Gene Ontology annotation, cellular component: U12-type spliceosomal complex; nucleolus. Gene Ontology annotation, molecular function: RNA binding. The transcript is spliced from 5 exons. NCBI's taxonomy places the organism in Eukaryota, Fungi, Basidiomycota, Agaricomycetes, Boletales, Pisolithaceae. Bases 50 to 958 code for a protein of 302 amino acids. Gene Ontology annotation, biological process: positive regulation of mRNA splicing, via spliceosome. The record is from RefSeq and is a predicted model, not a curated record.